AUGUUCAAUACUCAUUCUAUAAAUUUUUAUUUUAGUGGUGGCUCUGUUUCAUGGAACAUUCGAGAAGUCGAUUACAAUGCCAUUAAUACAACUGUUGGAGUACGUAUUUCACAACGACAUUCGUGGCGCCGAAGUGCUGCUAUGGGUUUCUGGAAAGUACCUGAAUGCGAUAUAGAUACGAUUCACAAUGGAAGUGCUGUUAUUGGUGAAGGCUUUCUGAAUUGUAUAUCAGAUGAAUGUCCGAGACUGGGAAGUUCUUAUCUCACCAUACCAACACGUGUUUCCUGUACGGACUUCUCUGUUGAAUACGACUAUGCUAGUGGGGAAGCAUCUCGGAUGAUUCAGUUACCUGUUGGUUAUCAAUUUACUUACUCUUUUUCAUCUUGUUGCUGGAUAUCACUGUUACCUACUUCACAUUCUCCAUCAUGGAAGUUAAAUGUGACGAUUACUACCAAUCGUAGAGCCAAUGGAAGGUAAGGGACUGAAGGUUAUAUAGCAUAAGUCAACUAGAUCGAAACUACUGUAUAAAGGGGGUGGCUGCAGAUGUGGGUUUUCAUCUCUUCUUUCCCACACCAAACUACCCACACGCAGCUAUAUGGGUGUGGGUGUGAGUGUGGGUGUGAGUGUGAGUGUGGGUGUGGGUGUGGGUGUGGGUGUGGGUGUGGGUAUAGGUGUGGGUGUGGGUGUGAGUGUGGGUGUAUGGGUGUGGGGGU
Rotaria sp. Silwood2 is the source of this 713-nucleotide messenger RNA. The record is from the annotation of a GenBank genome assembly. Lineage: Eukaryota; Metazoa; Rotifera; Eurotatoria; Philodinida; Philodinidae.